AUGUGGUCUGAUCCUGAAGAUAUUGAUACGUGGGCUGUAAGUCCACGAGGUGCUGGCUGGUUGUUUGGUGCAAAAGUGACAAAUGAGGUUAACGAUUUAAAUCUAAUAGCUCGGGCACAUCAAUUAGUACAAGAGGGUUAUAAAUAUAUGUUUCCUGAUGAUAAUCUAGUUACUGUAUGGUCCGCACCAAACUAUUGUUACCGUUGUGGUAAUGUAGCAUCUAUAAUGGCGAUUAAUGAAAAUUUACAAAUCGAUGAAAGCAGUUUUAAAAUUUUUAAUGCUGUUCCUGAUCAAGAAAGGUCAAUCCCACAGAGAGCUGGUGUGGGUCAAUAUUUUCUUUAA
Molecule: messenger RNA, 342 nt
Organism: Racocetra fulgida
Lineage: Eukaryota; Fungi; Glomeromycota; Glomeromycetes; Diversisporales; Gigasporaceae
Source: the annotation of a GenBank genome assembly